AUGAUCUGUCAACGACCUUCAACUUCAACAACCAAAAAAAAAAAGAAGAAAAACUUCAACUUCCCAACUUUUUCUUUCACUUUCUCUUCUAUUCAUUCCAAUCAGACUCUUCUCUACAGAACUAGAGUUUACUAUUCCAUCUCCAAACCAAAAAAAAAAAAAAAUGAAGAAACCAGGAUUCUUUGCUGCCUCAGUUGCCGCAGCUUCUGCUACCAUCUCUGCUUCUUCCCCAAGCUCUGUCUGUAAUACUACUCAACAGGGGGCUGAAUUGAACAAAAAUCAUGGAAACUCUUCACAUCAAAGGUCAUCUUCGACUGAUAAAUUUGCCCCGAGGUUUGAUGGUCUAAGAUUCAUUGAAACGCUGGUCACUGCUCACAGAUAAGCUUCAUCAUCAAGCUUUCAGGGUUCCAUGCUCAGGAGUCAUGACCUCUAUCCAUAUUUGUCUUUUAUUAUUUUAAAAAAGGCAAUUCUGAAGAAAUUUCAACUGUUUUGGUAGAUCAGAUUUUAAGUUGAGAAAUGAAGGAACUGUAAUAUUUCAGGUGUUGUGGUAGUUUUUUUUUUACUGGUCAGAUCUAUGCUUGUUAUUGUUCAGAACUCUCUCCCUCUCCCUCUCCCUCUCUCU
This is a messenger RNA of Quercus robur (English oak), 622 nucleotides long. RefSeq lists its product as uncharacterized. The record is from RefSeq and is a predicted model, not a curated record. Bases 164 to 382 code for a protein of 72 amino acids. The transcript has 2 exons. NCBI's taxonomy places the organism in Eukaryota, Viridiplantae, Streptophyta, Magnoliopsida, Fagales, Fagaceae.